This is a messenger RNA of Loxodonta africana (African savanna elephant), 5291 nucleotides long. It is a transcript of the gene DENND2B, whose product is annotated as DENN domain containing 2B. Bases 1090 to 4566 code for a protein of 1158 amino acids. Gene Ontology annotation, biological process: positive regulation of ERK1 and ERK2 cascade. The record is from RefSeq and is a predicted model, not a curated record. NCBI's taxonomy places the organism in Eukaryota, Metazoa, Chordata, Mammalia, Proboscidea, Elephantidae. The transcript is spliced from 23 exons.
CGGCGCGGCGCGGGCGUCGGAGUCGAGCUGGCUGCCAGGGCCUGCUUAGUGUGCAAGCUAUGGGAGCCCCUUGGCCCGGGACCUAAUCUUAGGUGUCUUCUCCGCUACUUUACUUGAUGAACCUGGUGUGUAAAAUCAGGUGGUCUGCUGUUGGGCAAAAAAAUUGGGGGAAAUAGGACAAGUGACUCCAGGCGACUCCUUCUGCCUGGUCUAUACUGUUGGGUAUCGCCACUCUAAAACCGCUUUGUUUAAGGGUACGGUUAGGAUGGGCUAAACAGCGCGGAAGCACAGUGACGUUUGGAGAGGGGAACCCUGACCAGCAGUGUGACAGGAGACGGUCGGCGCUGGGACGCGCGGCCCCCGGCUGGAAGGGGUGUUUCUGGCCCGUAGGGGCCGAGGAGCGUCUGAGGGGUUGUAGGAUGUCUCGUAGUCGCCUCGUGGCGGUUUCCUCACCACUCCAGUGAGAAGCAGGGAUUCACACAUUUUUGGAGGGCUCUUGAGGAUUCGAAUCCACCUUUCAAGAUUAUUUGUACCAUGUGCUAGUAAGGAACUGUGUGCAUAGUUACCUUGCACUCCUCUCCACUUGGUUAUGUAAUAGGAGAUAUAGCCCAAGAUCUCACUGCUAAUUGGUGACUCAACUACACCAUCCUGCGUGCAAGACAUUGGUGCUCGGGAGGGACCAGGUUAAGAGACACUCCUCAGUGGGAGCCACUUUAAGGGACGCAGAACAGGCUCAAGGAAAUCCUCGACCCUCAGCUAGUCUUCUCAGCAGAUCCUUGGAUUAGCAGUUCUGAACUACUAAACUGAAUAGUAAUAACAAUGGAACACAACCUACCAUCAGGAUUGUGGAUCAAACACAGCCCAAGCCAUUUACUUCUGAAAACCACUAAUGAGACUUGGAAAUGGAACAGCAAAUGGAGGAGGGGCAACUAGUCAAGAAUGUGCCUGGACAUCUGUGGAGAAGUAAACUUGUUGGAAGAUGAGAGACUGCUUGGGUGCCAGCACUAGUACCAUGAGUCCCUGCACUGGUUAAAGCCAUCUCCACAACCUGGGCAGGCAGCAAGGGCUCUGGGUUCGCAGAGAGCCGAAAUGACCAUGACUGCCAACAAGAACACCAGCAUCACACAUGGAGCCGGAGGCACUAAGGCCUCUCAGGGGACUCUGAGCAGGUCUCAGUCAGUCUCUCCACCUCCAGUUCUCUCCCCACCGAGGAGUCCUAUUUACCCCCUCAGUGAUAGUGAAACCUCAGCCUGCAGGUACCCCAGCCGCUCCAGCUCCCGGCUGCUCCUCAAGGACUGGCAGCCCCGUGACCCUUCACCCCAAAAUCCUCAAGAUCCCUCCCCAGACACUUCACCACCCAUCUGUCCCAUCAACGCCACCAGCUUCAGUUAUCUGGACGGGAGUCCUUCAGUGUGCAAGAGAGAAGGCCAGAAAGAGAAUGUCCAAGGGGCAACCCAGGAUGUAGAGGGAGUAGCUGCUUGCCUCCCCCUGGCCCAGAGCACUCCAUCGCUGGGAUCAGCAGCUGGCCCACGGAGCCUCUUGCUGAACCGCACUGGCACCCGAGCCCACAGCCUGGGAAUCCGGGAGAAGAUUUCAGCAUGGGAAGGCCGCCGAGAGGCUUCGCCCAGGAUGAGCAUGUGUGGAGAGAAGCGGGAGGGUUCUGGGGGUGAGUGGGCAGCCAGUGAAGGCUGUCCCAGUGUGGGCUGUCCCAGUGUGGUGCCAUCCCCCUGCAGCUCAGAAAAGACCUUUGAUUUCAAGGGCCUCCGGAGGAUGAGCAGGACCUUCUCUGAGUGUUCCUACCCUGAGACUGAGGAGGAGGGAGAGGCACUCCCUGUCCGGGACUCUUUCUACCGGCUGGAAAAACGGCCAGGCCGGAUUGAGCCCAGUGCCUUCCUCAGGGGGCCUGGCAGCAAGAAGGAGAGCUCAGCAGUGCUGAGCCGGAUCCAGAAAAUUGAACAGGUCCUGAAGGAGCAGCCAGGCCGGGGACUCCCCCAGCUCCCCAGCAGCUGUUACAGUGUAGACCGAGGGAGAAGGAAGCCUGGAACCUUGGGCAUCUUGGAGGAGCUGACAGGGAGCUCAAGUGUGAGCGCUGGCAGCCGAGCAGUAGGAGUGGCUGGAGUUGUGGGGGAGGCGGGCCCACCCCCGGAGAAGGAAGGCAGUGGCUCCACUAAGCCAGGGACCCCCAGAAAUAGCCCUAGUUCUCAGCUGCUGCCAUCAAAGAAUUCCCCUGAUCCCGCUGUGAACCCUGUCCCCAAACCCAAACGCACCUUUGAAUAUGAGGCUGACAAGAACCCCAAGAGUAAGCCAAGCAAUGGUCUACCUCCUUCGCUCACACCUGCUGCUCCACCCCCUCUGCCCUCCACCCCAGCCCCACCAGUCACCCGGAGACCCAAGAAGGACACGCGUGGUCACCGCAAGUCCCAGAGCAGAAAAUCCUUUGAGUUUGAGGAUGCAUCCAGUCUCCAGUCCCUGUACCCCUCUUCUCCCACUGAGAAUGGUACUGAGAGCCAACCCAAGUUUGGAUCCAAAAGCACUUUAGAAGAAAAUGCCUAUGAGGAUAUUGUGGGCUGGGAAAAACAGGAACGAAGGGCACCUACCAGGAUGAAGAAGGAAAUGAGGCAGCCAAGAGGAGAUCUGCCCAAGGAGAAUCCAUAUGAGGAUGUGGACUUAAAGAGCAGGAGAGCAGGACGAAAAUCCCAGCAACUGUCUGAGAACUCCUUGGACUCUUUGCACAGGAUGUGGAGUCCUCAGGACAGAAAGUACAACAACCCAUCCAAUCAGCUCUCCCCGAAACCCAGCAGCCAGUCCCUGCGCAGUGGAAACUGGUCAGAAAGGAAGAGCCACCGGUUGCCACGAUUACCCAAGAGGCACAGUCAUGACGACAUGCUGCUGCUGGCUCAACUGAGCCUGCCGUCAUCACCCUCCAGCCUCAAUGAGGACAGCCUCAGCACCACCAGUGAGCUGCUGUCCAGCCGCCGGGCCCGCCGCAUUCCCAAGCUUGUCCAAAGAAUUAACUCCAUCUACAAUGCCAAGAGGGGAAAGAAGAGGUUAAAAAAGCUGUCUAUGUCCAGCAUUGAGACAGCAUCACUGAGAGAUGACAAUAGUGAGAGUGAGAGCGACUCUGACGACAGGUUCAAAGCUCACACACAGCGCCUAGUCCACAUCCAGUCAAUGCUGAAGCGUGCACCCAGCUAUCGGACACUGGAGCUGGAACUGCUCGAGUGGCAGGAGCGGGAGCUUUUUGAGUACUUUGUGGUGGUGUCCCUCAAGAAGAAGCCAUCCCGAAACACCUACCUCCCUGAAGUCUCCUACCAGUUUCCCAAGCUGGACCGACCCACCAAGCAGAUGCGGGAGGCAGAGGAAAGGCUCAAGGCCAUUCCCCAGUUUUGCUUUCCUGAUGCCAAGGACUGGCUCCCUGUAUCAGAGUAUAGCAGUGAGACCUUUUCUUUCAUGCUAACUGGGGAGGAUGGCAGCAGACGCUUUGGCUACUGCAGGCGCUUACUGCCAAGUGGGAAAGGGCCUCGGUUGCCAGAGGUAUACUGUGUCAUCAGCCGCCUUGGCUGCUUCGGUCUGUUUUCCAAGGUCCUAGAUGAGGUGGAGCGCCGGCGUGGGAUCUCUGCUGCCUUGGUCUACCCUUUCAUGAGAAGUCUCAUGGAGUCGCCCUUCCCUGCCCCUGGGAAGACCAUCAAAGUGAAGACAUUUCUGCCCGGUGCUGGUAAUGAGGUGUUAGAGCUGCGGCGGCCCAUGGACUCCCGGUUGGAGCACGUGGACUUUGAGUGCCUUUUUACCUGCCUCAGCGUGCGCCAGCUCAUCCGAAUCUUUGCCUCACUGCUGCUGGAGCGCCGGGUCAUUUUUGUGGCAGAUAAGCUCAGUACCCUAUCCAGCUGCUCCCAUGCGGUGGUGGCCUUGCUCUACCCCUUCUCCUGGCAGCACACCUUCAUUCCUGUCCUUCCGGCCUCCAUGAUUGACAUCGUCUGCUGUCCCACCCCCUUCCUGGUUGGUCUGCUCUCCAGCUCCCUCCCCAAACUGAAGGAGCUGCCUGUGGAGGAGGCGCUGAUGGUGAAUCUGGGAUCCGACCGAUUCAUUCGACAGAUGGAUGAUGAAGACACAUUGUUACCCAGGAAGUUACAGGCGGCUCUGGAGCAGGCUCUGGAGAGGAAGAACGAACUGAUCUCCCAGGACUCUGACAGUGAUUCCGAUGAUGAAUGUAAUACCCUCAACGGGCUGGUGUCGGAGGUCUUUAUCCGGUUCUUUGUGGAGACUGUUGGGCACUACUCCCUCUUUCUGACACAGAGUGAGAAGGGGGAGAGGGCCUUUCAGCGAGAAGCCUUCCGCAAAUCUGUGGCCUCCAAGAGCAUCCGCCGUUUUCUUGAGGUUUUUAUGGAGUCCCAGAUGUUUGCUGGCUUCAUUCAAGACAGGGAGCUAAGAAAGUGUCGGGCAAAGGGCCUCUUUGAGCAGCGAGUGGAGCAGUAUUUAGAGGAACUCCCAGACACUGAGCAGAGUGGAAUGAAUAAGUUUCUCCGAGGUUUGGGCAACAAAAUGAAGUUCCUCCACAAGAAGAAUUAAACCCCUUUCCCAGCAGUAGAGUCCAGUGCCUUGCAGAACCUGGAGACUGGGGAGGGGUCCCAACCUGUGACCCUCUGGGCUGCUGUGGCUGCUUUGUCCCCACAGACCCCACCCUCCAAGCCAGCCCACCUCUGCCUUCACAAUAUCCCAGGAUACUGUUUGUAAAUAAUCUGCUGUAAGCUUUCUUAACUGUUUUUGUAACAAGCAAAGAGAAUCUGGUAAAUAUUUGUAUAUUCCCAAGGGGCUGGGUGCUUUCCUGCCCUGCCCGAGCACGGAUAGUUUUGCUGGGUGCUGGUGACUGGCCAAUUAUGUGCAGCUGACUGUCUCAGCCAAACCACUGAUCUUCCCCUGGAGGUUCCUGGCCUGCCUGCCUGAGGUCCCUGCUGCCAGUCUCGGGCCCUGGGGAGCACAUUCUGUCUUGUUAUGUACAGGAAGACUAUUUUUUUAAAUCUUAGAGUUUCUAUUUUCUUCUAUUUGCCCCCAAUCCUCUGUUUUUGAGAGGCAAGGGCCAAUCAUUCUGCGUGUGCAGCAUGUUAUCACGCUCUGGCUUGGCCUUUCUUGUUUCUCCUACCCUUUCAAAUGGUCAGUGAGUCAUGGGAAUCCCAGCCCCCAGCCCCGCCAGUGCUCUCCCUCAGUCCGUGGUGGCCAUGAUGCGGUACAGGGCAUCCCUCCUUCCCACCAUCUACGGGUGUUCCCAAUAAAGUGUACAGUUGUUUGGGCCCAGA